AUGGCUGCGGUACUCUCCCCGGCGCACUACGGGCCCGCCCACGGCAUACUCAUCAACCGGUCGCCCUCCGCCUCCCCGUACCACCAUCCUGCGUCAUUGCCCCCUUUGGUUCCGUCAAAUCCAUCCCUCUCCUCAUCCACGUCCUCCGCCUCUGACCUCGCCACCGACUCCGACUACUACUCAUCCAGUAGCGCGACCACGUCAAGCCGCCCGGGUCGCCCACCCCACGAUGCCCAUGAGCCCAAACCCCGCUCCGGCUCAGCACCCAACUCGCGUCGCAUCCGCUUCGCGCCCCUUCCCGACCCCCGCCGCAACGUCUUCAUCGCAGACGACGACAACCUCGGCCUGCCCUCUGUCCUGCUUGACGACGCCGCUGAUGACAACGAGCAACAGCCAAGCCAGAGCUUCAAUGCGUCCUCCGCCGGCAAGCCCUGUACGCUUAGUCUCAAGGAUCAAGACGCCAAGAUCAAGUCGGCGCCUUCCGGCUCCCUCCUCUUCAGUCCUCACGACCACACCACGUCGGGCUCGACGCCCACGCUGGCGAGCACUGCCACCAUCACCCCCCAAUCUGCGGUCUUCCCGGCCUCGACACCGUCCGAGCUCGGCGGCGAGUGGAACGUCCUUCCCCACUCGCCCCGGCCGUGCAGCCUCGACUUGCCCGACGACAUUCCUCGGAGAUCAAAUAGCUCUUCUGCGAAAUGGUCGAGGAAGUUCCUCAGGCCGCUUCUGGGGCCCCUAGCAUCAUCAUCGACCAAGGGUCGGUCGACUGAUGACCUCCGUACCCCGGGUUCCACCACAAGCCUCAACAGUAUGGUGCCGCUCACGCCCCAGAGCACAGGCGGCUCCACCGUGGACAGCCGCUAUCCCAUCAUCACCUCGCCCAGACCCUUGGAGAAGAAGUGGAAGAAGAAGCGCGAGAAGGGCCUCGAGUCCGAUUUUGGCACGCCCCUCUAUCGCUGGUCGAGCGAAGGCGACCCGACGCCCAACAAGAAGGGUCGUGUAGCGGAGAUGCGCGAAGCGGCCUCAGAGGGCGCAAAAGGCCGCGACGGUCGCCCUCGCUCAAGGAGUGCGAACGGCACGAGACUGCUGAACGGCCGUGUCUACGGUGCCAAGCGGUACAACAACGCCAACCCUUUCGCCAAUGUCAGAUCCGAGGAGCCCAAGUUCGUCGAGUGGGGUUUUGGAGGCAUGGGCAGCGUACAAUCUAGCGGUGUUGGCGCGAAUAUCUGGUCAAAGGUCCAGUCGAGCGGAGGCGUCAGCAUUGGUGCGCACGAAGAAACAACCGCAAGGUCUCGCGCUAGUUCCGCGGGUGAUGACGACGACGGCAGCGGGAUGGCCUGGGUGAAGAAGCGACGCGCACGCAAGGAGCAGGAGCAGCAGAAGCCUGAGCAGACGACGAGCGCGGCGGUGGAAACGCCGCCUGCGACGGAGCCCCAUGCGAGUGGAUCCGACCUUGACCCGCCGGCCGGGAAGGAGGACACUGCCCUCGGGCAGGAGCUGUCGGCCUCGCCGACCCAAAUCAACGCGCCUCUUCCGGAAGGGAGGAGUACGCCCACGAGUGAGCAGCGCCUGCUUCAGGCAGUGACGCUGCCGCCGGCCCAUCACCAUCAUCACCGCGGUCACUCGCACAGUACGCUCGAGAGGUUGUCGAGCGCGAUCAAGAUCGAGACGGAGCGCAGAGACAGCGAGGACACUGUUCGCGAUCCGCGUACGCCGCCUGCGCAGGAGCAGGAAGAGUCGCGCGCCGAAGUCACCGGCCAGCCUGACGAAGCAAGAGCGCGUGCGGACAGCGUGAGCUCCAAGGCUAGCGAGGAGUCCAGCUCGAGCUCGAGCGAGGGCAACGACGCAGACGCAGACGCAGAGGCCGACGAGGAGGAUAUCGAGAGCCCGCGGAGUGGCGAGGAGGAGGAUGAGGAGGACAUCGAUGAGGAGCUCGAGGAGCGUGCCCGUCUGACUGCUGUCGGCGCUGGAGUUGAGAAGAUCAGCCGGCAUAAGGAGAGCACACCAGUGCCGGAGGCUGGUCCUGAAUAA
Rhodofomes roseus is the source of this 2031-nucleotide messenger RNA. RefSeq lists its product as uncharacterized. The record is from RefSeq and is a predicted model, not a curated record. NCBI's taxonomy places the organism in Eukaryota, Fungi, Basidiomycota, Agaricomycetes, Polyporales, Fomitopsidaceae. Bases 1 to 2031 code for a protein of 676 amino acids. The transcript has 3 exons.